AUGGUUUCCUUUAUUUUUUGGAUUCUCGACACUGUUCUUGUAAAUUGUGUAAUUAUUUAUCGUAAAGUAACUAACUCGAAUAUCUCAAAUCUUCAAACUUCAUCAAAAGGAAAACGAAUCGUCAUAAAUAAAAAAUAUAAACUGCCUGUAACUCGCUUAUUAGGGGGAGACCAUUUUGUUGAAUGGAGAGAAAAAAGAAUAGCUUGCGUUUAUUGCCGUUACUUGGCGCAACAAGGAGCAAAAAAUAUUGAUCCUGAUAAUCCUCCACAAACCCAGCUCUGGUGCACUAACUGUGAAUUCUAG
Molecule: messenger RNA, 303 nt
Organism: Scutellospora calospora
Lineage: Eukaryota; Fungi; Glomeromycota; Glomeromycetes; Diversisporales; Gigasporaceae
Source: the annotation of a GenBank genome assembly